AUGGCUUGCUCAUAUGUAUUUUCUGAUGACAAAUCUUUCCUCUAAGAUUUGGAUUACAUGUUAGAAUAGUCAGAUUAGUGUCCUUCCUUGCUAAAAUGUUAAUCAUGCUCCAUUUAAUUAUAAAAAUAAUAAUCAGAUGCUAAAUCUAAUGUAUCCUGUGCAGAUUUGGUUGAUUUGGAGAGAGGAGGUUGCAUUCUCCAAACCAAGUUGGGUCCAAUUUAAUAUGGUAUGCCUCCAGAAACAAUAAAGGACUGUUUAAAUCUAGGAAUGGAAGUUCCAACAUUUUAUAUAAUACCAUCAAAAAGAUUCGAUAAAAGACUCGGAAUCAGCACUGCUGAAUUUGAAUUUCCAGCUUAUUUUAAUUUCUUCUGUAAAAAGAAGUAAAUAACAUUAAUUUGUACUGCCGAUACAGAAAAAGCAAUCCGAACUGUGUUUUAAGAAACUUUGUUAGGUCCAGUGGAUCAUCCUGAUUUAGCACUUGAUUUCUACCAUAAAUUUCCGAAGAGUGCCUACCCAGAUUUUCAUAAAGAAAGAAGUGUGUUCUCAAGAAAUCCAUCAAAUUUGGAUGAAAAAUUAACAAUUGACCAUUUAUUAAAAUUCUGUUUAUUCGAUGAAAACAAUACAGCAACCAUAACCGAAGGAGAGAUUAUAAUUAAAAUAAUAAAGGAUAGCAAUUCAUUUAAAAUCUUAGAAAAUGGGAUAUAUCUGAAAAGUAUUUAAGAUACGUUUACAUUCCCCUCAUAAUAUUAUGAAUACAUUGUCACAAAACCAGACGACUAUAGAGCUGAGAGCAUGAAGAACAUUAAAUCUAAAAGGGAUGCUGCAAAAGAGUCAUGUCCUACUCCUUUAUUAGUUAGACAAUUACCUGAGAUGACGGUUGAAUAAAAGGUGGAAAAUUGGGUUAUUGGUAAUAAAUACUAAAGGGGUGGUGAAAAGAAAUUAUCAGUUGUUUUAUGGGAUCAAAUGGGAGGACAUGUUGAAAGUGGUUCAGCUAUAUUGUAAUUAGAUAUCGAUGAAAAUAAAUCAUUUACACCUCCAGAUUUUGGGGUUACUAUUCUAGGAUGUUCACAUGGAUUUGAUCCAAAAGGAUCAACUUCAGGUUAUAUUUUUUGGGUUAAUGGAAGAGGAAUCAUGGUAGAUCCACCUCCAUUUGCUUCUUAUCAUAUGAAAUAGAUGGGAAUCCCUUCAAUAUUAAUAUGUGCAGUGAUUAUUAGUCACUGUCAUGCUGAUCAUGAUGCUGGUACAUUCCAUAAAAUAUUGGAUGAUACUAGAGUAGAAAUCAUAACAACCAGAACUAUUAUGAAUUCUUUUUUAAGAAAAUAUUCUGCAAUGUCAAAUAUUGAUAUAGAUUCCUUAAGAAAAUUAUUUAUAUUUAGGCCUGCUAUCAUUGGAAUUCCUUUGAAUAUUUACGGAGCCUAUUUUAAUUUCUUCUAUGCCAUGCACACCAUCCCAAGUCUGGGAUUCAGUGUCAAAUUAGAGAAUAAAUCAAUUUAUUUCUCAGCUGAUACGUUCUUUGAUCCAGAUUAAUUGUUAGUCUAUAAAAAUUAAGGAAUUCUCUCACAAAAAAGAUAUGAACACUUGGCUUUCGUAGAAUUCAAGGAGGAUUUAAUUCUUCAUGAAGCAGGAGUACCUCCUAUUCAUACUGCACAAUCUGUUCUUGGCAAAUUACCAAAUAGUAUUAAAAAUAGACUUUAUCUUGUUCACACAGCUUAAAAGGACCUCAAAAAAGAAUUAGGGUUAAAGAUUGCCAAAACUGGUAUAGAAAAUACAAUGAUUUUAAUACCAAGUAAUACCAAUAAGCAUUUGACAACCAUUAGAAGACUUGAUCUACUUUCAACCAUUGAUAUUUUUGAGCAUUUGACCUUAAAAAAUGUAAGAUGGCUUUUAGAUUCAGUUACUUCUGAAGAGUUCUUUCCAGGAUAAGAUGUUAUUAAAGAGGGUAUGGCUGGGGAUAGAUUCUAUAUUAUUGAAUCAGGACUAGCAAGAGUUUAUUCAACAUAGAAAGGCUAAGAAUUCGAAAGAUACUAUUAGGUUGGUGACUAUUUUGGAGAAUCUGCUGUGUUAUCAAAUGAAGGAAGAAGAGGAGCUUCUGUAGAAGCUGUUACACAUCUUAAGGUUCUUAUUUUGGAAAAACAUGAUUUCUGGUUUAUUUUUGGGGAUGGACUGGGUGGACAAGGUCCUAUCAUUCAAAAAAUGAAAUAAUUGACUGCUGCUAGACGAUCUAAAGCUGUUCAUUGUCUAUUUAAGAAUUCGAUCUUAUCUGAAUUAACUCCUUCAUAAAAAACACAAUUAGAAAUGAUAAUGAGAGAAUAAGAAAUUGAAAAAGGGACUGUGCUUUGGAAAGUUGGAGAUAAACCAGAAUUCGCUUUUAUUAUUAAAAGAGGAACAUUUGCAUUUUACGAUUCUCCUGAGUAAGAUCUGGAAGAAUUAGAUUCAGGAGCCUACGUUGGAGAAUUAAAGGCUAUGAUUGAAAACACUGCUAUUUCAACAUCUAUUAGAGCAACUAGAAAAGCUACAAUCUUUAAGAUAUCCAGAAAGGAUUUAAUUAGUUUUGCCAAUAAACAUCCUGGAAUCUAUAUGAUUUUAAUUGAUACCAAAUAUUUAGAAUGA
Paramecium tetraurelia is the source of this 2610-nucleotide messenger RNA. RefSeq lists its product as uncharacterized. Gene Ontology annotation, cellular component: cytosol. The transcript has 6 exons. Lineage: Eukaryota; Ciliophora; Oligohymenophorea; Peniculida; Parameciidae. Gene Ontology annotation, molecular function: 3',5'-cyclic-GMP phosphodiesterase activity. The record is from RefSeq and is a predicted model, not a curated record.